AUGCCGAAGAGAAAGUUGGCGAGGAAUGUUUCCAUCAUAGAGACCCCGCCCAAAUCUCCCAAUGUCACUUUGCUGAACCAGUCACUCCUCUUACUGGAAAUCCCUGCUGACACCAACACCAGCCUCCCCGUGUGGGAGGCCAUAAGAUCCCAGCAGGUUGGAAUAGUCUGGACCGUCAACCCCUACAGCAUCAGCGUUCAUUUAACCCCUUUGACCUCGAAGCAAGACAAUACUACAACUUCCAGCCAAAGUGAAGGCAUGCCCAGUGUGGCACAGACCUCAGCACCUUCCACUAGCAUCCCGCAGCCUCAGGUGGUCAUCCAGUCCGUUAGUCAGCAGCAUGGCUCCCCCCAGAACACCUCCUGUGUCCUGCUCACCUUCUCUCAAAACAGCCCCCAUCCACUGCCGAGCCCUCCCGGUAAACCACGGAAUAUACCUCCAAACCCUGUGCAGGCAGCCACCUCCCUCAUCAUCUCCUUUCCUCUCAUCAUCAACCAACCACAGCAUGCCCCUCAGCCCAGCACCCCUACCCAGGAAAGGGUCCCACCCGCCAUCCAGACCCCGACAGCCACCCCUACCAAGUUGCAAUCCCCGUCCAAAGUGCCCGUCCCGUCUCCGUUCCACACAAAGUGCACCUCCGACGUUGAGAUCUGUGACAACUUCCUCCUGGGUUUGUGUCGUGCGGGGAAAAGGUGUAAGAUGCACCACACUCCCUACCCUUUUUACUGGCAGCUGUGGUGUGUGAUCACCCACCAGUGGGUCAGCAUCCCCCUUCACUCUCAGGUCUUACUGGAAAGACUCUACAGCAAUGUGAACCAAGAGGUGGUUUGCCUUAAGGAUGGGCAUCUCCGCUACAGUCUGAACUUUGAAGAGAUGGAGUUGGACGACUCAUCCAAGUAUGACGGGGUUAGACGGCUGACGAACUCUGACAGUCUGGUUAGGAACCCUUACUUUCCCAGCGUGUGGAAGAUCUACUGGUGGAACAACUUUGACUGGGAAGAGUACAGCAAGAAUUUGUCCACCUGCCUGCUAAAGAAGAUGAGCCAAAAGGAACCUGAAUGGUCCUUCUAUAUCGGCUCGCAAGAGUACAAGGUAGACUUCACCGCCAUGAUCCAGACUAACCUCACCACAGGGUUCCAGAGGCACGUCCGGUGCAGACCCUUCUACCGAUCCCCCGACUCCAUGCAGCCUUACCUACAGACAGGAAUCCAGACAGACCCCACCAAACCUCCAGCGGCCCACUUCAGCGUGGACCCCCUGGUGGAGUUCAGCUCCUGGUAUCCUCCUGUGUGGUGUGUGACCCCGGAGCAGGACUACAGCCUGGUGGACGUUCCAGCCAGCACAGAGGCCUACAAGAGGGUCAAAAACCUCUUCUAUGAGAGCCUGCCUGAGUCUGAGGUGGACAUCAUCAGCAUCCAACAGGUCCAGAACCUGCUCCACUGGGACAAGUACCAAAGGCACAAGGCACACAUGCAGAAGCAGCACACCAAGUUUAAGGAGCCUCUUGAGAGACAUCUCUUCCACGGGACGACCGAAGAAGCCUCAGAGGACAUCUGCCACAACAACUUCGACCCUCGCAUGGCCGGCGUCAACGGUACGUCCUACGGUUUUGGCUCCUACUUCGCCACGACCGCCUCCUUCUCCAAGACCUAUUCGAGCAAGGCUGGGCCAAACGAGGUUCGCCACAUGUUCCUGGCCAAAGUCCUGGUGGGGAAGGUGAGCGUUGGAAGGUCCCACUACCGCCGGCCGCCACCGCUCAACUCCAAAAUGAGGCAGUACCAUCUCUAUGAUGCCUGUGUGGACAGCCUGGACAAACCCUCCAUGUUUGUAGUUUUUGAUAGCUGUCAGUGCUACCCGUACUACCUCAUCCAGUACAAAGACCUGCCCAGAGAGAUUGAUAUUUGAUGGCUUUUGAUAGCAGGGGAGUUUGUUCAAGUUAAAAUAAUGUGCAGUGAAGUUAUAGAUAUUCAAAUUCAUCAAGUUCUUUAUUUUUUAAAUUGUCUUUAUUUUGGUUAUUCAAACAUUUUCCAUCAGAAAUAAGUACUUUUGUUUUUUCUCUCAAAUGUGUUCUGAAUCAAAUUGACAUCUGUCAUGUUUAUGAAAAUAAGCUGUUCACUGAAUACAUUCAUCUCACCGUGUUUUAAUAUGAAGUUUGAUCAUCCGUCGUUAUAGUUUCAUCUGUUAAAAUACAUAUACCUGAUUGUAUGUUUUUUGAAAUGCCACACUGGAAUGUGUUUCAUCAAAGUGUCUUGUAGUAAAAGCGUAUACAUUUCAAAAUAUUUUCAAAAAAUCUCUUUUCUCUCUUCAAAACUCCAUUAUACACAAAAUGACAAAACAGAA
Molecule: messenger RNA, 2340 nt
Organism: Dicentrarchus labrax (European seabass)
Lineage: Eukaryota; Metazoa; Chordata; Actinopteri; Moronidae
Product: protein mono-ADP-ribosyltransferase TIPARP-like
Exons: 5
Coding region: 1-1905 (634 amino acids)
Molecular function (GO): NAD+ poly-ADP-ribosyltransferase activity; metal ion binding
Source: RefSeq, a predicted model, not a curated record